Molecule: messenger RNA, 189 nt
Organism: Strongylus vulgaris
Lineage: Eukaryota; Metazoa; Nematoda; Chromadorea; Rhabditida; Strongylidae
Source: the annotation of a GenBank genome assembly
UUUGAAAUCGCUCUGACACGGUACCGACGGCGUUACUGUAGGAAUACGUCCGUGAUGUGCGAUUUUGACGACCUCGUCGCCCUAGUUCGAGAUGCCACAGCAAACGGAAUUGCGUCGCCGCGAGACCGAUUUGACUACCUCGGUUCGCUAUUCUUCUCAGCCACUGUAAUUUCCACUAUAGGUGAGUGA